Topomyia yanbarensis is the source of this 795-nucleotide messenger RNA. Its product is annotated as neurogenic differentiation factor 4-like. NCBI's taxonomy places the organism in Eukaryota, Metazoa, Arthropoda, Insecta, Diptera, Culicidae. The coding region runs from base 1 to 795 and encodes 264 amino acids. The record is from RefSeq and is a predicted model, not a curated record. Gene Ontology annotation, molecular function: protein dimerization activity. The transcript has a single exon.
AUGGAUCACUACUCAACCGUUGGAAUGGAUCGCCUCAGCGGCUUUGGGCUGACGGUGAUGGAAGGCUAUUUACCGAAUUACUCAACCGAUACGUCCCUGUACCGCAGCUUCAGUUCCUCGGGCGACACGAGCCCAUCGUUCACCGGUCGUGAUGGAAGCGUCAAUUAUGGGUUGUCUUCAUUCACGGAAAUGAUAAUCGACGGCGAAAGCUUCGUUCCGGUCCAGCCGCAUGAUUAUUAUUGUCUGGAUCAGCGGCUCGUCGACGCCGAAAAUCAUGUUUCUGCUCCCGUUUCAACGACCGACGUCAUCAAGCCUGUAACUAGAGCAGGUAAAAAUAAGCGAAAAGCUCCACCCUCCUCCUCCUCCUCGUUGGCCGCCGCCACCACAUCUCUCAUCAGCAGAAAGAACAGUAAACGUGCUAAAACCGAACCGAGUGAUUCGAAUGAAAUGUCUGCCACAUCAACGCCUCCCAGUCCGACCGUGCUAAGGAAGCGACGUCUUGCGGCCAAUGCCAGGGAGCGAAAGCGGAUGAACAGCCUAAAUGUGGCGUUCGAUCGGUUGCGGGAAAUCGUACCUACGCUCGGACCGGAUCAAAAACUGUCCAAAUUCGAAACGCUUCAGAUGGCACAAACCUACAUUAAUGCGCUGAGUGACCUGUUGGAACGGGGAACCGAUGCCUCGACGUACAGUUUGUUUGAUGUUUCCUCUCCGGAGACGGCCAGCGAUAGCAACAAUAAUCACGAUCGGGAUGGAGAAAUUGUCUUGCAACGAUUUUACGAUAUUAAUUUUAUGUGA